GGGCCACAUCUAUCAAUGUAAGAUAUCAAAUUCAUGUUGUCAUUGAGAUCACGUUGUGGCGUGUCGUAAUUGAUCUAACAAAUCUCACGCCGAUAUCAUAUAUUAUACGAAAGUCAAAAAUCAAUCGUAUGCCAUUUUCAAAGAAAAGAUAUAAAAUAAAAAAUAUUCCGAUGGUAACCUUUCGAGUUUGCCGACUCAAAAUGAACAUCUAUAAAUAGAAGCUACCCUAUUAACACUUUCCAUAACAAAAUCACAAUGGCUUCGUCUGUUCUUCAUUUUCUUCUCCUCCUCUUCUUUGUCGUUCUUCCGACAACAUUUGCCCAGCAAUCUUUCCGACCAAAAGCCCUUGUCUUGCCGGUGACAAAAGACGCUUCUACCCUCCAAUACCUCGCCACCAUCAACCAACGCACACCUCUCGUCCCGGUGAAGCUCGUCGUCGACCUCGGCGGUCAGUUCCAGUGGGUCGACUGCGACAAGGGCUACAUCUCCUCCACGUACCGCCCGGCUCGUUGCCGCUCCGCGGUCUGCUCACUCGCCCGCUCCACCUCCUGCGGCGAUUGCUUCUCCGCGCCAAGACCAGGCUGCAAUAACAACACCUGCGGCGUCUUCCCCGACAACACCGUCACUCGCACCGCCACUUCCGGCGAACUCGCCCAGGACGUCGUCUCCAUCGAGUCGACCGACGGGUCGAACCCGGGUCGGGUCGUGACAGUGCCCAGGUUCGUUCUCGCUUGUGGGUCUACGUUUUUGCUUGAUGGGCUUGCUAAUGGAGCCAUGGGCAUGGCCGGGUUGGGCCGUACCAACAUCGCCCUGCCGUCGCAGUUCGCCGCCGCCUUCAGUUUCCGGCGGAAGUUCGCCGUGUGCCUGUCGUCGGGGAGAGGCGUCGUCUUCUUCGGAGACGGUCCGUACGUCUUCCUCCCCGGGAUCGAGAUUUCUGGGCUGACUUACACGCCGUUGCUCAUCAACCCCGUCAGCACGGCGUCUGCGUUUUCGCAGGGCGAGAAAUCUGCUGAGUAUUUCAUCGGCGUUACCGGAAUCUUAGUCAACAACAAGCCGGUGCCUUUGAAUCAGACCCUUUUGAAGAUCAAUCGCGAAGGAUUCGGUGGGACCAAGAUAAGCACCGUGAAUCCGUACACCGUAUUGGAGACGUCGAUCUACAACGCGGUCGUGUCGGCGUUCGUCAGAGAAACGGCAGCGAAGAGGGUCGCGGCGGUGGCUCCGUUCGGAGCGUGUUUCAGCACGGAGGGCGUGGGGAGCACGCGUCUGGGACCGGCGGUGCCGGAGAUAGACCUGGUUCUGCAAAGCAACGACGUCGUGUGGAGAAUCUUCGGGGCGAACUCGAUGGUGAGCGUAAGAGAUGACGUCAUCUGUCUGGGUUUCGUCGACGGCGGAGUGAACCCGAGGACUUCCAUAGUCAUCGGAGGGUAUCAAUUGGAGGACAAUGUGGUUCAGUUCGAUUUGGCGGCGUCGAGAUUAGGGUUCAGCUCCACGCUGCUGGGAAGGCGUACGAAUUGUGCCAACUUCAACUUCACCUCCACCGCUUGAUUAUGUCCAAGAAAUCUUAUUUCGUGUCGUUAAUAAGGCCAAGGGGUCAGGCCUUGGUGAUCACGAUGUGAUUUGAAUAAGACAUGAGUGAAUAUAAUGCAUACAGGUGUGUUUGGUUGCCAA
This is a messenger RNA of Tarenaya hassleriana, 1668 nucleotides long. Its product is annotated as basic 7S globulin-like. Gene Ontology annotation, molecular function: aspartic-type endopeptidase activity. The record is from RefSeq and is a predicted model, not a curated record. NCBI's taxonomy places the organism in Eukaryota, Viridiplantae, Streptophyta, Magnoliopsida, Brassicales, Cleomaceae. The transcript has a single exon. Gene Ontology annotation, biological process: proteolysis. The coding region runs from base 256 to 1545 and encodes 429 amino acids.